AUGGCUAGAGUCUACAUCGCCGACGAUGACCUCACGGGCAUCAAAGACAAAGUCAUCCUGAUUACUGGUACCAACCACCUUACCACUCUUUCAAGUUCCUACAAGGACUACCCCCAACAUCUGAAGGCACCAAUACUAACACUUCAGCCUACAGGCGCCUCCUCCGGAAUCGGCAGAGCAACCGCCCAACUCUGUCUCGACCUCGGCGCAAAAGUAGUAAUCGGCGACCUCAACCCCCCCAACCCCGACUUCACCAACACGACCAACAUCACAUUCCAGCACACAGACGUCACACAAUGGGAAAGUCUGCGCGCCCUGUUCACACACGCAAUGACCCAACACGGUCACAUAGACCACGUCUUCGCGAACGCCGGCAUAAACCCAACCCCCAGCUUCCUCGAGGUGAAGCUCAACGAAGCCGGCGAGGUGCAGCCUCCGAACAUGCGCACUAUCAACGUCAACUUCCUCGCCGUGAUCAACACGAUCCACCUCGCAAACGCAUACAUGACCAAGCUGGCUCCAGCGAACGAAAAAGAGAACGGCGGCACAGGCAGCAUUGUGCUCGCGGCGUCGACCUCGUCGUUCCAGACCUUCAGCACGGGCGAUUAUACAAUUGCCAAGCAUGGUGUUCUGGGCAUGCUGCGCGCAUUUGUGGAGCCGUUCCAGCUGCAGGGGAAGGUGCGGAUUAAUGCUGUUGCGCCUUCGUGGACGGAUACGGGCAUUAUGCCUGCGGCGCUGUUCCAGAGUGUUGGGGUGGGUGUUCAGAGUCCUGAGGUGGUUGCUAGGAGUGUGGUGUUGCUUUUUGCGGAUGAGAAGCGUCAUGGUGAUGUUCUUUAUAGUUGGGAUGGAAAUUAUCGCGAGAUUAAUAAUUCGCCUGGUGGGCUUUUGGAGGGUGCGGAGCGUUUGCUGGAUAAUGCGGCGAAUGAGCAAAAUGCUAUAUUGAGGAUUCGGGAGGCUUUUUUGAAGGCGAAGGGGGCUUGA
Penicillium verhagenii is the source of this 981-nucleotide messenger RNA. RefSeq lists its product as uncharacterized. The coding region runs from base 1 to 981 and encodes 326 amino acids. The record is from RefSeq and is a predicted model, not a curated record. The transcript has a single exon. NCBI's taxonomy places the organism in Eukaryota, Fungi, Ascomycota, Eurotiomycetes, Eurotiales, Aspergillaceae.